AACAACAGCAACACACAACAACAACAACAACAACACAACGCAUUUUACAGAACACACACACAUAACAAUAAGUCACCCUUCAUUCAGAAGACAGAUCAACUUGUCCUGUCGAAGAAAAACGAAGAAACAUAAAAUCCUAGGAUGGUAUAAGAGAGACGACCCCCCAGGAACGAACAAGCUGUGACUAGUUUGUCUCUUGUCCAAUAAUCCGCAAGUAUGCAACAAGAAUCGGACAGACUCCUGGUGUAAGCUUGGGCCCCCUUUGAAGUCUUUAGUAAUUGUUUAACUGGGAGCGAUACUGAGAAACGAGAAGAGAUGCCACAGCCUUUGGCUUUUUCUAAACCUGUUCUAGGUGAAUAUUCGCUGAAGCUGGCAGCUGGGAUGUCGUCCUCUAAGGCUCUGGGCGGAGCCCGCAGACGCCGGACACGCUGCCGGAAAUGUGAUGCCUGCACGCGCACGGAAUGUGGGGAGUGCCACUUCUGCAAGGACAUGAAAAAGUUUGGCGGUCCGGGGCGCAUGAAGCAGUCCUGCCUGAUGAGACAGUGCACAGCGCCCGUGCUGCCUCACACGGCAGUCUGUCUGACCUGCGGAGAAGCUGGGAAAGAAGACACGGUCGAGGACGAAGACGAAAAGUUCAACCAGUCUCUUAUGGAGUGUACCAUCUGCAACGAGAUCGUCCACCCGCGCUGCCUCAAGAUGAGCAAAGCUGAAGGCAUCAUUAACGAUGAAAUCCCAAACUGCUGGGAGUGUCCGAAAUGUAACAAGGAGGGAAAAACCAGCAAGGACCAGGAGGACGGGACUGGAAAGAGACGGCUGGACAACGGGGAGGUGGGACGCUGGAAACUGAUGGACGACCCCGCCCCCAGCAAGAAGUCAUCCUCAGUCCAGGAAGAGGGGGUACAGGGGGGCCACAAGCGCAAAAAAGAGAAGGAGGUACCCCAGGACACGGGGCCCAAGAAGAAGGUAAAAGGAGGACGAGAGAAACAUCUAAAAAAGAAACAGAAGCCCUCGCCUCCAACUCUUGAAACUCCAGUCCCCCAAAACCCACCAGACCACCGCUCCCAUCACAGAGAGAAACUGGAGCGCUUCAAACGCAUGUGCCAGAUGCUGGAGCGAGUCCGGAACUCCAGCACCAGCUCCAGCUCCAGCUCGGACUCUGACUCGGACUCGGACUCUCUUUGCCAGGGCUCAGAGCGGGCCUCUCCCCUCCCUCUGCCUCAGGCAGUCCGGGGCGCCGCUGUCAGGAACAAAGAACAUGACCGCAGGCUGGCGGAGCUGGGGUUCAGCGCCAGCGAGGAGGAGAGCGAGGAUGAGGAAGAAGACAGAGACGAGGAGGAGGAGGACGACGACGAGGGGGAGGACGAAGACGAGGAGGACGGCGGAGGUGGAGGAGGAGGAGGAGGAGAGGAGGAGCUGCCGACGAUCCAGCCUCAAAAAAACAGUUCGCGAAAUGGUCGCACCAGAGCUGGGGGAGUCCGCUCUGCCUCCUUGAAAGAGAAUAAUAAUAAUAACAAUAACAGUGGCGCCAGCGGGCGCCACCGCAGAGGCAAGAACCGCUCCAAGGCAGGGACAGCCGCCCAGCCCAGCCGCAAUUCCCGGCAGACUCCCGGGGGCCAGAGGCUGACUGCCCGCUCACAGUUCCUGAAGCGCCCGGCCGUCCCUUCCCCGCCCAAACCGGUCCAGAUGGAGAGGCACCUGGUCCGGCCCCCUCCCGACUCGCCCGAGCCCGACUCCCUGCCCCUGGACUCGGGUUCCGAUCACGUCAUGCAGAGGGACGUGUGGCUCGCUGUGUUUCUGCACCUGAGCCACGGAGAGCUGAGCGUCUGCAUGAGGGUCUGCAGGACGUGGAGCCGAUGGUGCUGUGACAAGCGACUGUGGACCAAGAUUGACCUGAGCCGGCGCAAAUCCAUCACCCCUCCCAUGCUAAGUGGUAUAAUCCGCCGGCAACCCGUUACACUGGACCUGGGCUGGACCACUAUCUCAAAAAAGCAACUGAUGUGGUUGAUCAACCGGCUGCAGAGUUUGAAGGAGCUGAUCCUGUCCGGGUGCUCCUGGUCCUCCGUCUCUGCUCUCUGCUCCUCCUGCUGUCCUUGCCUGCGUCUCCUGGACCUGCGCUGGGUGGAGGACGUCAAGGAAUCGCACCUCCGAGAGUUGCUGGCGCCCCCUGCUGACUGCAGAACAGGUAACCAUGACGGCAGGGGGUGGUUCCAGAACGUGACGGAGAUCCGAUUGGCCGGCCUCGACGUGACGGACAGCUCUGUGCGUUUGCUGGUUCGCCACAUGCCCCAUCUGACCAAACUGGACCUGAGCCACUGCGGCCACGUGGGUGACCAAGCUGUGAACCUGCUGACCGCUGCUAACUCACCACUGAGAGACACGCUCUCUGAUAUCAACCUCUCGGGUUGCGGGCGUCUCACGGAUCACUGCCUGCCUCUCUUCAAACGCUGCUCCUCUCUGGCACGGCUAGACCUGCGGUCCUGCAAGCAAGUGACCGGCGAUGCCUGUCAGAGAUUCACCGAGGAACUGACUCCCGGCGUCACAUUCCGCUGCUCUGAGGACAAACUGCUGAUCAAAAACAGCUAACAGGGGGGGCCCUAAACACCCCUCCCUCCCCCACCCAGGGAGAGAGAGAGAACUGAUACACAAAAGGGAGCGGCAGGAGAAAAAAAAAAAAAAAAAAAAAAAAGAAAAAUCGGGGACACACGACAGAUCACUUAGGGGAAUUUUUUUUUUUUUUUUUUUUUUUUGAUUUUUUGUUUUGCAGUCAGGAGGAGAAAGUGGGAGGCCUCUUUUUUUUUUUUUUUUUUUCCUCUGCAGGGACUGAGCUGCAGCGUCUAAGGAAGAUAAGCGACAGAUCAGGUUUGGCAGGGAAAUUUUACAUACCCAGAGUGUUAUCCACUGUCUUUUUUUAAAAAAAAAAAAAAAAAAAAAAAAAAAAAAAGGAUUGUUGUUUACAUAUGAGAAGGAAAUGGGUGUCAUUACGCAUCUUCACCACUAGAUGGCACUGCCGUCCCCUCUCUAGUACUCAAGCGAUUUGAUUGGGGCGGGGCGACUUUAAUUUCCUUCCCACUGAGGUUACUAUCCUUUUCAGUGCUGAAUAUUAUCAAAAGAUUCACCCCAAAAAAAAAAAGUGUUGAUUUUAAAAAUGUUUACAAUAGCAAUGGAAAGAUAACUUUUACCAGUUCAUAAAGACAAUAAGAGCCUGAUUUAUCAUGCAUUAUUAGCUUGUUAGUUGACCGUGCCCUUGCGGUCUAAAAACAUUUCAGAGUUUUGUGGCUUAAAUAUUUCUGUAGAUCUCACUAAUGGGAAUUCCUAUUGCACAGCAGUGUGAUCCAGUCCAGGUUUUACUACCAGCUUGAUCAGCCCUCAGUGUGUUUAGCUAA
Messenger RNA from Polyodon spathula (Mississippi paddlefish), 3383 nucleotides. RefSeq lists its product as uncharacterized. The transcript is spliced from 13 exons. Bases 316 to 2583 code for a protein of 755 amino acids. Gene Ontology annotation, biological process: regulation of transcription by RNA polymerase II; protein demethylation. The record is from RefSeq and is a predicted model, not a curated record. Gene Ontology annotation, molecular function: transcription coregulator activity; zinc ion binding; DNA binding. Lineage: Eukaryota; Metazoa; Chordata; Actinopteri; Acipenseriformes; Polyodontidae.